AGGAUACAUAUAUGGAAUCAUACUCUUUCCUAGCCAACAUUGAUUCUGAAAUUAACCAAGUAGGAGACACUUCUCAUGAUUUUGAGAUAAGACCAACUCAGACAAGGCCACCUGUCUCAAGAGAGAAGAUGUUCAAGUACAAAAAAAUUAAGCCCACAGUAAGGCUUAACCAAGCUAAAUACGAAGAAGAAAAGAAAGAAAUAAAAAGACUAGAAAUGGUAAAUCAGCAAAGAAAAAUGAUGAUGAUGAAGAAAAAGAAGAAACCGAUGAGAAGAAGCAACCAUUUGCCUCCUCCAAGAGCUCCAGCAAGAGCCCCUGCAAGAGAUAGCAGCAUGAGAAGAGAGACAACACAACUUCAAAGACCACAAGCAAUAAAUAGUAGAGAAGAAAGAAGGAGAAAUAUCUCCCAACAUGUUCAAAGAUUCUUUACUGAUGCAGAAACAGCGCUUUCUCAAAUGAAUAUUCAGCAAGAAGUUGAAAACACUUAUGGGAAUAUGGAUGAGAGACUUGAUGAGAUUGAGAGAGCCCUCGAUGAAAUAAACAUUUCUGUUAAUAAUCCAGAAGGAUUCAAAGAACAUAAAAAUGAAAACAUAUUCAAUAAAUGGAUCAAUACAAUCUCUCAAGAUCGUUUUGUCAGCAGAUGGAUCACUGAGAAAGCAAAUAAAUCUAAAGGAGAUGACGUUUGUAACAUCUGCCUUGAUGUUUACAAUAUCAACGAUAGAACUUUGACUCUUCCUUGUUCUCAUGAUUUCCAUUAUUCCUGCUUGAAAGAGUGGUUUAAAAAGAAGCCUGAGUGCCCGAAAUGUAGGAGAGCAUUCAAAUAAAAAUAUUUCAAUCUCUGA
Messenger RNA from Moneuplotes crassus, 842 nucleotides. Lineage: Eukaryota; Ciliophora; Spirotrichea; Euplotida; Euplotidae. The record is from the annotation of a GenBank genome assembly.